AUCUUUGCCCUUCCACGCUUGAAUCGCUUUAUGAGCCACCGGAUGCAGGCAGUGGUUGGGGGCGAAGCACAGAGACGAGCUCAAGAAGAGGAAGAUCUCUGUACGAGCUCCAAGGUAUCGCUGACAGCGAUCCAGCAAUGGAGUGGUGGGAUCGAAUGAUUUCUCCCGCUAGGCGUGUUUGGAUCGGCGUCGCCGCUCGCUUCAGCUUAAGGAGGAAGAAUGGGUUAAAGAAGCUGAGGCAGGAGGUGAGCACCUGCGAGUACGAGGACGUUCGCGUGAUGUGGGAGAUGCUGCGGAGGAAUGAGAUUGAGAUCGCUGGCUCUCCGCCAUUGAACGAUCGACAGACGAUCAAGCACCGCCGCCGAUGGGUUCUGUUUGGUUGGCCUCCGUAUAAUCUCUGUGCUUGUUUCUGAUUGUGUUCCCAGAAAUCCAAUUAGCGUCCUGUUUCUGUCUCCCUCUUUCUCUAUCCCUUGAAAUGAGUGAUGAGGAUUUCUGGUUUCUCGCCGUCCAUGCUGGAACUUUUAGCAAGAAAGCUUGUCCGUUCUGUGUUCCGUUUAUGUUCCUUCCGUAUCGCUAAAAUUAAAUAAAGCUUUCAAAUAUGACGAGAUCUGCUGUGUUUUUCUUUGUAUAUGUUAGAAAGUGUGAAGUCUGAUGCUAUGUUUGUAACUCAGAAUCAGUGAAAGGAGCUCGCGCAAGACUUAUCAUUUAUUUGAAGUUAAAGAAAGAAAAUCUGUACUGAUGCAACAGGGAAAAAUAUUAAGGGCUUGUGGAGAAAUUGAUAGUAUUCGGCGAAGAUGAGAUUCAGAGCACAUUUUCAUUAUUAAUUUCAUCUAAUUGUUAUAUCAGAGCC
Messenger RNA from Phalaenopsis equestris, 850 nucleotides. RefSeq lists its product as uncharacterized. The coding region runs from base 138 to 413 and encodes 91 amino acids. The transcript is spliced from 2 exons. The record is from RefSeq and is a predicted model, not a curated record. Lineage: Eukaryota; Viridiplantae; Streptophyta; Magnoliopsida; Asparagales; Orchidaceae.